Molecule: messenger RNA, 1743 nt
Organism: Tarenaya hassleriana
Lineage: Eukaryota; Viridiplantae; Streptophyta; Magnoliopsida; Brassicales; Cleomaceae
Product: inactive tetrahydrocannabinolic acid synthase
Exons: 2
Coding region: 10-1617 (535 amino acids)
Molecular function (GO): oxidoreductase activity; FAD binding
Source: RefSeq, a predicted model, not a curated record
AGAGAGCAAAUGAGAGGAGAGCUUCGAGGGCUUGUCCUGCUUCUGUGUCUGGUCUCGAUCAAAUGGGUGAACUCAGAUCCCACCAAAGAACAAUUUCUCAGUUGCAUGUCAGCACAGUUCAUAGUAUCUCCCGUCAAAACCCUAGAAAGCUUCGUCCACUCUCCAGAUUCCCAAACCUACACGAAUUUCUUCCAAUCCUCUGCUCCAAAUCCCGGAUGGCUGAGCUUGAAUUUCACCAGCCAGAAGCCGCUUUUCAUCGUCACACCGACCCGAAUACCCGAAAUCCAGAGAUCAGUCCUCUGCGGCAAGAAACUUGGGCUGCAAGUAAGAACCAGGAGCGGUGGACAUGACUACGAAGGACUGUCUUACCUCUCCGAGUCACCUUUCAUCAUUCUCGACCUCGUAAGCUUCCGAGCCAUCCAAGUCGACCUCGCGGAAGAGUCCGCAUGGAUCCAAUCAGGCGCAACGAUCGGCGAACUGUACUAUAACAUCGCAAAGAUGAGCAAGAUCCAUGGCUUUCCUGCAGGGACAUGCCCUAGUGUCGGAGUUGGUGGGCAUUUCAGUGGCGGAGGGUUCGGUUCCAUGAUGAGAAAGCACGGUCUGGCUGCUGAUAACGUGAUCGAUGCUCGGUUUAUGGACGCGGAUGGAAGAAUUCACGAUAGGAGAACGAUGGGAGAGGACCUGUUCUGGGCGAUCAGAGGGGGUGGAGCUGCGAGUUUUGGAGUUGUCCUGUCAUGGAAGAUCAAGCUGGUUAGGGUUCCUGAGAAGGUUACUUGCUUCGUAAGUCACCAUACCAUCCGACAGAACCUGACCAAACUGGUUCACAAGUGGCAAUACAUCGCCGCGGAACUUCACGAGGAUCUGUUCAUCAGAGCCAUACUUUACAAUGCAGGUGGAAGUCCAAAGACAGUUCAGGCUACAUUCCAAGCGCUGUUUCUUGGAGGAAUCGAUGGAUUGAUCCCUCUGAUGAACCGAGAUUUUCCGGAAUUAGGUUUACGCCCUCAAGAUUGCGCGGAAACGAGCUGGAUAGAUUCGAUACUGUUCUUCUCGUGGAAAAGAGGGCAACCUCCUGAAGUCUUGCUCGACAGGAAAGAACGAUACAACGAUCUCUACUUCAAGGCGAAAUCAGAUUUCGUCCAGAACCCGGUUCCCGAAACCGCUCUCGAGGGCGUGUGGAAGAGGUUUCUCGAGGAGGAAAACCCUGUGGUGGUCAUGGAGCCAUUAGGAGGGAGAAUGUACGGUUUUUCAGAAACGGAAACGCCAUUUCCGCACAGGAGAGGGAAUCUGUACAAUAUACAGUACAUGGUGAAAUGGAGAGUGAACGGAGUGGAGGAGAUGAACAAGCACGUGACGUGGAUGAGAAUGCUGUACGAAUACAUGACGCCGUAUGUGUCGAGAUCUCCGAGAGGCGCGUAUCUCAACUACAGAGAUCUCGAUCUGGGCAGAGACAACGGAGCCAACACGAGCUUUGCCGAUGCGAGCCGGUGGGGCGAGAGGUACUUCAAAGGGAAUUUCAAGAGAUUGGCUCUGGUGAAAGGGAAGGUUGAUCCUGGAAACUUCUUCAGGAAUGAACAGAGCAUUCCACCACUACAAAGACAGCAGAAGAAACGCCAUUGAUUCCCAGACACAACCCUAUUUCAUCAUCAUGUUCACUCAUCUCCAUGUUCAUGUUCUGGUUUAUAAACAGUUUAUGUUACUAGUCGAAUUACCCAUUCAAUGUCCAAAGGAACUCGAAUUCAGACA